Uncinocarpus reesii 1704 is the source of this 1962-nucleotide messenger RNA. RefSeq lists its product as uncharacterized. NCBI's taxonomy places the organism in Eukaryota, Fungi, Ascomycota, Eurotiomycetes, Onygenales, Onygenaceae. Gene Ontology annotation, molecular function: carbon-sulfur lyase activity; pyridoxal phosphate binding. Gene Ontology annotation, cellular component: cytoplasm. The record is from RefSeq and is a predicted model, not a curated record. The transcript is spliced from 2 exons. The coding region runs from base 1 to 1962 and encodes 653 amino acids. Gene Ontology annotation, biological process: transsulfuration.
AUGUAUAUCCCGCCUGUACACGCAGAAGAGCGUCUCUCUGUGCUCCACCAGAUAAUCCGCGACAACCCAUUAGGCAUAUUGACCACAGCCAUCGAGUCUCCCAAUCACCCCCUCAUCCUAUCCAGCCAUAUUCCAUUCCUUCUCGACGUACCCGAAACCGCAGACGGCACACUCCCCAACGGCAUAUUGCGCGGACACCUCGCGCGGCAGAACCCGCAAUCAAAGGUCCUCACCGAAGCGCUCGCCGCAGCCGCCAGAAGCGAGCACGGCCCACACGCCCUGGAGCUCCCCGGCGAAGUGCUCGUCGUGUUCAACGGGCCGCACCAGCACUACGUGACGCCCAAGUUCUACACCGAAACCAAGCCCCGGACCGGCAAAGUCGCGCCGACGUGGAACUACUCCGCGGUGCAGGCGUAUGGCCGGAUCACGGUCUACAGCGACUCCGGGUCCGCGGAGACGCAGGCGUUCUUGCAGAAGCAGCUGGAGGACCUGACGCUGCUGGGGGAGAAGGAGGUGAUGGGAUUCACGGAGCCGUGGGAGGUGGGGGAUGCGCCGGAGUCGUGGGUGCGGAUCUUCAAGAAGCUGAUUGUUGGAGUGGAGAUUCGGAUUGAGCGGCUGCAGGGGAAGGUUAAGAUGAGCCAGGAACUGCCGAGGGGGGAUCGCGAGGGCGUGAUCGAGGGGUUUGAGAGGAUGGACACGGAGGCUGGGAAGGGGAUCGCCAGGGCGGUUCGAGAGUGUGCAACCGGCAACUCGCGCGCUGCACGCCGACAACCCGCUGAACCUGGUGGCGGACGUCGCACCGCCCAUCCACCUGUCCACGACGUUCAGAUUCGCCGACGACCCGGACAAACUGAUCCCCAGCGAGGAUCCGGUGGUAACUGUGCAUCUUCCCACGGCCACCACGCAGCGGCUAACCCUGCGCCCCAGGCAGACUUUGAUGGCAGAAGCUACGUCUACUCGCGCGAAUUCGCUCCCAAUGCGACGCGGUUCGAGGCCAUCCUCUCGUCGCUGCUCAACGGGCAUGCCGUGAGCUACUCGUCCGGUCUCGCCGCGGUGCACGCCGCCCUGGUGCUGCUGAACCCGCGCCGCAUCUCAGUCGGCGACGGCUACCAUGGCUGCCACGAGGUGAUCAGCGUCGUCUCCCGCCUGUCCGGCCUCCAGAAGCUUGCGCUCGACUGUCCCGCCGAGAGCCUCGGUGAGGGCGAUGUCAUCCUGCUCGAAACCCCCGUCAACCCGCUCGGGACCGCGUUCAGCAUUGCGGAAUACGCCCAAAAGGCCCACGCGAGAGGCGCCUAUCUGAUCGUGGACAGCACGUUUGCGCCGCCUGGGCUGCAAGACCCGUUCCUCUGGGGCGCGGAUCUGGUGAUGCACUCGGGGUCCAAGUAUUUCGGCGGCCAUAGCGACCUCCUAUGCGGCGUGCUCGCGACCCAGCGCCAGGACUGGGCCAAGCGUCUGUUCGAGGACCGGGUGGCGCUUGGAAAUGUCGUUGGGAGUCUGGAGGGCUGGCUGGGUGUCCGCAGCCUGCGAACGUUGGAAAUCCGGGUGCAGCGCGCAAGUCAGAACUGCGCGCACCUGGUCUCGUGGCUCCAGGGCGCGCUGAUAGCAUCGUCUCCCGCCCAGGGGAGCGAAGAACGGAUCGUGCAGACUGUGCUGCAGAGGAUAUAUCACGCCAGCCUGCAGGACGAGCCCUGGUUGCUACAGCAGAUGCCGAAUGGCUUUGGGCCCGUGUUCUCCAUCGUCCUGCAGAGCGAGACGUUUGCGCGCACGCUGCCCAGCAGGCUCGCCUUCUUCCACCACGCAACCAGCCUCGGCGGAGUGGAAUCUCUGAUCGAAUGGCGCGCCAUGUCGGAUUCCAGGGUGGAUCGGAAGCUGCUACGGGUCAGCGUGGGCAUAGAGAACUGGCAGGACUUGAAGGACGACCUGCUCCAGGCAUUCCGGUCGCUGGCCGGGAGCAGUGAUUAG